AUGGGUUCAUUAACCGUAACCAACACUACCUUACCGAACCAGGACGAGACCGUGACAGAGUCAACAGAAUUCGAGAAGAAUCAAAAACGGUACCAAGAACUCAUCGCCACCUUUCCUCACCACAAAGGCUGGAGACCGAAAAAUCCCUUGAUUGAGUACGGUGGUCACUGGCUGAUCCAGCCUCGCCUCGAAGGCUGCAUGUACGCGCAAGAGUUCUUCCAAGCCCAACCUAGUGACUUACUCAUCUGUACCUACCCAAAGACAGGUACCACGUGGCUCAAAGCCCUCAUUUUCGCAAUCUCCAAUAGAUCUCGCUUCAAAUAUUCCUCGUCCUCAAACCCUCUUUUAAAACGUAACCCUCACGAGCUUAUUCCUUUUAUUGAGAUUGAAUUCGCUUUCUUCCCUCACGUUGAUGCUCUUAAAGGCAAAGAGAACACUCUUUUUUCAACUCAUCUGCCUUACGGGCUAUUACCCGAGUCGGUUUCAAGAUCUGGUUGUAAGAUGGUUUAUAUCUGGAGAGACCCGAAAGACACUUUCAUCUCCAUGUGGACGUUCUAUCAAAAGCAAAAGACAGACGAUGGUCCUCUCGAGAGUCUUGAGGAGUCUUUUGACAUGUUUUGUCGUGGCUUUUCUAGUAACGGUCCUUAUCUAGAUCAUGUCUUGUCGUAUUGGAAAGCUUACCAAAAGAAUCCAGAUCGAAUCUUGUUUCUCAAGUAUGAGACGAUGAGGGCUGAUCCUUUAAUGUACGUGAGGAGAUUGGCUGAGUUUAUGGGUUGUGGGUUCACAGAAGAGGAAGAGAAGGAAAGGGUUCUUGAGAAAGUUGUGAAUCUUUGCAGUUUCGAGACGUUGAAGAAUCUUGAACCCAACAAAGGGGAGAAGGAUAUGGUGGACCGUCCUUGUAGUUAUGCGAAUAGUGCGUAUUUUAGGAAGGGUGAGAUCGGAGAUUGGCGGAACUAUUUGACUCCAGAGAUGGCAGCUCGAAUCGAUGGACUGGUGGUAGAGAAAUUGAAGGGUUCUGGUUUGCUUGAAUGGUAA
Messenger RNA from Eruca vesicaria subsp. sativa (arugula), 1035 nucleotides. The record is from the annotation of a GenBank genome assembly. Lineage: Eukaryota; Viridiplantae; Streptophyta; Magnoliopsida; Brassicales; Brassicaceae.